This is a messenger RNA of Aspergillus welwitschiae, 994 nucleotides long. RefSeq lists its product as uncharacterized. The record is from RefSeq and is a predicted model, not a curated record. Lineage: Eukaryota; Fungi; Ascomycota; Eurotiomycetes; Eurotiales; Aspergillaceae. The coding region runs from base 80 to 412 and encodes 110 amino acids. The transcript has a single exon.
CUCGCAUCCUCUUUACUCUCCCUCCAGUGUCGCGGCGGAUUCCUCCUUCGGUCGUUCGUCUGCCAGGAAUCUUCCCUUCAUGUUGCGAGUACGCCAAUGCUGCUUCUUCCCUCGUUUGCCUCUACUUGCUAUAAAGCCCCGCCCCGCCCCCAUAGUUACCUCUCCUGAUCGCAAGUCUCAAAGUGGGGUGUCCAAGGUGUGUACUCUUGGCUUUCAUUUUUGGGGUACUUGUAUAGCUGACACCUUUAACAGGCUGAUCUGGGAACAGUCAACGCUCAUUGUACUCCUUUCACUCCCCGCACAUGCUUUCAUAUAUCCUCGAGUUCACCCCGAGUUUUUGUCCACAACAGUCGGUCCGUUAAGCCCGACAUGGAGUCAGCAAACGCACCGGCAUUCGAUGCCUCUAGUAUAGACAGUCGCCUUUGUCAUGAUGGCUCCAAUUCCUCCGUAGUGGGAGACGAUAAGCCUGCAUGGAGACCGUAUAAAGGCCGUUGGGCUCGUCAGAAAAUGAGGAAUACCAAGCGCAACGGCACAGAAAAUCCGGACACGACGGCUCCAGGAAAUGCUCCCCCGUCUGCUCGUCCGCGGCAAAAGCUACCACGACGGAGCAAACAGUUAGCCGAAAAGAACAUUCGCGAAGAGAUGCAAUCUCAAGCAUCACAGUCUGCCGGUACAGCGUCCUAUGUACCAGGUCAACCACCCCAGAACAGCUUUGGGGCGUUUGACAACAUCAAUUUGGCUGCUAUGGUUCCCCCGUUCCAGAAUGGCAUGGCUGCGCCAAACGAAAAUGUUCCAGGGUUUCAACAGCCCUUUUGGCAGCUCCCAUGGGAGCAACAGCAAUUGCUAUUCCAAGCUCCUGUGGGUGAAUCCACUAACCCUUCUUUCGGUUUCCCUCCGUUGAAUGACAUGGGUGCGUUCCCUGGUGGAUUACCUCCCAUGUUUCCGCCUGCGUUCAUGAACUUUGCGCCAACGAAUCCAUUGAUGACAAUGCCAC